AGGUGUCAGGAAGGGAUGUAUUUCAUGUUGGAAGUUCCCGUGCUGCCCCAUGCAAGUAACUUGUUACUUGUAGCGUGUAGGUGAUAUGUCUGAACUGUAUAAAGUUACAGAUUCCUUAUUGAUAAGCAAUGCUAGAGCUGCCUGCAAAAAGGAGCUUCUCAUAUUAGAGGGAGUGACGUGUUGCAUCAACAUUUCCAGGAAGCAGCCAUUCCCAGACUAUAAUCUCUAUACUCUUCGGAUUCCUGUGCUUGAUCACCCACUGGAAAACCUGUCUGAACAUUUUGACCAAUGUGUGGAUCUGAUAGACAGCACUGUUCGCAGUGGAGGGAAGUGCCUGGUCUAUUGUAAGCACGGACGUAGUCGAUCAGCUACAAUCUGUAUUGCGUACCUGAUGAAAUGUAAAAAUAUGAACCUGUUGGAAGCCUUUCAGAAGAUUAAAACAAUAAGACCAUCAGUAGAGCCCAAUGCUGGAUUCUGGUCCCAGUUGGAAUCAUAUGAAAAAUCUCUUCAAAAGAACAAGUGAAUGCAGAAUUACUGUGUGGUCCAAAUACUCCCAUGCUACCGAGUGAUUAAAGAUAUCACAUGUAGGUCUCCUCUUAAACAUCACGUCUUCUGAACUGGCAAGUACUGGGAUGGGAGCUCCUGAGAUUACAUGGUGUUUUUUAUAAAGAUGUAAAAAUUAUUUCACAAUUUUCUGUAUUAAGUAGAUGUAAACCUAACCGGAUGACAUUUAGCUUGCUGAAUCAUUGAGCAUAGUAAACAAUGUCAUGUUUUUUCUUUUAAAAUAUACUUAAUUUUUUUAUUUAUUUUCAUCUCAAUGCUGCUCAUCUACUUCUCUUUUUUUGCCAAUUCCUAUUAACAUGCAUAUGCUUCAACGAGAGCAGCAUGCAGUUAUUCAGGGCCCAUUGGUGGCAAUGAAAUUGCAAAAUGUGUCAGCAUAGCAAUUACAGUCUCCACCAGUUCUUGGCUUUUUCAUCAAAGGUGCAUGUGACAAAGUGACAACACAGGAGAACAAUUGGAAGACAGGGACAUUGUCAUCCUGUAACAGAAAUUGGCUAACCUAGGACCUUCACAGCAGGAUUUGCAGGCAAUACUUUAUUAAAAUCUGUAGAUUUGAAAGAUUUCAAGAGAUUGAAAACUAUUUUUGAAAGGUAACUUAAGAAGCCAAGAACAAAGCGGAUAACAGGGGCUUUGGCGAGGACUACCGUUAAAUGGCAUCCACAACAGAAAGCCCCUCUGUCACUAAGACACCAGACAAAUCUGAGAGCAACCAAGAAGACAACAUAUCCCCCGACCAAGCCCAGAUCUUUGCUUCACAAAGCUCUGCAGACCACAUCUAAACAGAUAACAGGUAGACUACUGUGUGAAAAUAGGGAGCUGGGGCAACAGACAUCAUUACUGUGGUUGAUGGCCACGAGAAAGACCUGGAAACCCUCCGCGAUGAAAAUGCCCUGCUCUUCUCUAAGAUAGAAGUCGGUGAGAUCAGAUUUUUUGGUCACUUUGUCAGUCUUCCUCCAGGAGCUUGCUCAUAAUAUCCCAGUCAAGCACAUAUGGAUCAAAAGAGUCCACAGAAUUGCCAACAAAAAGCAAUCUUAGAGAAAUAUUUUAGUUAUGUAACUAUUAUACCACUCAAAGGACUAUCUCCUGCUAGCCACUAGAAAGACCAACCAGCUCUUUUUUCAAGAUAAUCAGUAUCAGCUUUUUACAGAUAUCUAAUCUUUCACAAUCACCAAGAGGAGAGCCAUUACACUCUGCCUGGAAACAAAGAAUUCAUUACAUAUGGGGGUUUUCCUUUAGGCUCCUUUUCACUGUUAAUGGCAGACAACAGUAUGCACGCACGAUCCCAAAAGAUGUACAAGUCCGCCUGACAAGUUCAUAACCUACACACCCUAAUAUUCUGGGACCAGGAGCCCCACUGUGAAGACCUCACCUCCUAAGCCACAACAUGGACUCCAAGAAGAGUGCAGGUCAUGGCACCUUCAUCGGUCAAAGCCCAAAGCCACCAUUUUUGAGAUCUCAUUCCGCUGAAUGAUCUGUGCCUCUUCAGUCCUGUAGGCUUCCCUGUUUUCUCCUCUGUACUUGUGAUUCUGCGUUCUGCAAAAUAUUUGCCUCAUUGACAUGUUAGGCCACUAGUUUAAGAGAAACAUGUUCUUGGACACUGAUUUUAACGUCCCACUGCUAAGGUUCUGUAUUAUUAACAGCCCUGCCUUACCAAGCAUUUCAGUUCAUGUACCUGGGGCUGCGUUGCAAACAGCCUACCUCUGAUUUCAUGAAACUGGUGGACAUCCCUACCACCUAUUCCACUGGGCCCCCAUUUGGUCUGCCUGGUAACUCCUUUAUGAUACCCCACUCUCCCAUAGGCCCCGUA
This is a messenger RNA of Rana temporaria (common frog), 2368 nucleotides long. It is a transcript of the gene DUSP28, whose product is annotated as dual specificity phosphatase 28. Gene Ontology annotation, cellular component: cytoplasm. The record is from RefSeq and is a predicted model, not a curated record. The coding region runs from base 86 to 523 and encodes 145 amino acids. Gene Ontology annotation, molecular function: MAP kinase tyrosine/serine/threonine phosphatase activity. The transcript is spliced from 2 exons. Gene Ontology annotation, biological process: protein dephosphorylation. NCBI's taxonomy places the organism in Eukaryota, Metazoa, Chordata, Amphibia, Anura, Ranidae.